AUGGAGAUGGAGAACCAGAGCCACAUCACUGAGUUCAUCCUGCUGGGGCUACGCACCCCGCCAGGGCAAAAAGAGCUGUGCUUCAUGCUGUUUCUAGCUCUGUACCUGGUCACCAUAGCGGGGAACCUGCUUAUCAUCCUGGCCAUCGGCAGUGACUCACACCUCCACUCCCCCAUGUACUUCUUUCUUGCCAACCUAUCCUGUGCUGACAUCUGCUUCUCCUCCAUCACUGUCCCCAAGAUGCUGGUCAACAUGCAGACAGACAACCCAGCCAUCUCCUACACUGGAUGCUUGAGCCAGAUCUUCUUUAUCCUGUUAUUUGGAGAUCUGGACAAUUUCCUCUUGGCUGUAAUGGCAUACGACCGCUAUGUAGCCAUCUGCCAGCCCCUGAGUUAUGUCACAACCAUGAGCAUCCGGCUUUCUGCACUGAUAGUGGUCACCUGCUGGGUCCUAACUGCUGUCCAUGCACUGCUCCACACCCUCCUGGUGGCUCGGUUGUCCUUCUGCACAGACAGGGUGAUCCCCCACUUCUUCUGUGACUUAUCCACUCUGGUGCAUCUCUCCUGCUCUGACAUCUCUGUCAACAAACUGGUCAUCAUCACUGUAGGGGCAGCAGUGGUGGUGGGACCGUUCUUGGGUAUCCUGGUCUCCUACACCCACAUCUUCUGUACAGUCCUGAGAGUUCCCUCUGCCCGGGGUCUGCAUCGAGGCAUCUCCACCUGUGGCUCCCACCUGGCCGUCGUGUCCCUUUUCUACGGGACUGUAAUUGGCCUUUACCUGUGCCCGUCCCCUAGCCACUCAGCGGAGCAGGGCACUGUGGUGGCUUUGCUGUACACGGUAGUAACCCCAUUGCUCAACCCCUUUAUCUACAGCCUGCGCAACCGUGCCCUGCUCCAGACACUGUGCCGGACCCUGAGCACAUUCUGCCGAAGGAAAACUCACUGUACUGGUGGUCUUCAAGCAAAAAGGGCUGUGAACUGCAUGGUUUGCUAUGCCCUUACCAAGGUGGGUGAGGGUCUCCUGAACAGCUGGACCUACAUUGCUCAACGGUCCCUCUGGGAUGUGAACCCAGAUCACUUCUGUUUUGACCAGGAAGAACCUCCAGCCCAGUUGAGCCCUCAGACACUGCUCUCUUGCACCAAGGGAGGGAUGGGUGGGCCACCCAACAAGAUCACACUGAGGUGUGACAUCACAGCAAACAGGAACAAAAUUCAAAGUGCCUUUGAUGGAGUGAACCACCUGCUAUGGGAAAGCUUAUUUUUGGUGGCCAUAGGCUCCCACAGCCGUCUCUUCUAUAGCCCCAAAUCCCUAAAAGAUGAGCCCCAUGGACAUUUCCUGACCAGUGAAGACCUGCCAGAUUGUGGGUGCAAGUGCAGAGAGGAGCGUAUUGUCAAUAAAAAUGUCAGAGACCCGUCAGAGAUAUUGGAUGAUGAUUGGAAGUAG
Tachyglossus aculeatus (Australian echidna) is the source of this 1443-nucleotide messenger RNA. RefSeq names its product olfactory receptor 1468-like. Bases 1 to 1443 code for a protein of 480 amino acids. The record is from RefSeq and is a predicted model, not a curated record. Gene Ontology annotation, molecular function: olfactory receptor activity; G protein-coupled receptor activity. Gene Ontology annotation, cellular component: membrane. NCBI's taxonomy places the organism in Eukaryota, Metazoa, Chordata, Mammalia, Monotremata, Tachyglossidae. The transcript has 6 exons. Gene Ontology annotation, biological process: G protein-coupled receptor signaling pathway.